AUGCCCCGCCACCACGACGAGCGCCAGAACAUGGCCCUGGAGCUCCAGGAUGGCUAUGUGUGCUUCGGCCGGAGCUUCGGUGCCGACAAGAGCAUUGCGGGCGAGCUGGUCUUCCAGACGGGCAUGGUGGGCUAUCCCGAGUCGAUAACGGAUCCCUCGUACCGCGGCCAGAUCCUCGUCAUAACCUUCCCGCUAGUCGGCAACUAUGGCGUGCCCGCCCGAGAAGAGAUGGAUGGCCUGCUGAGGGACCUGCCCGCCUACUUCGAGGCCAAAGAGAUCCACAUUGCAGGCCUCGUGGUGGCCGCAUACGCCGGCGAAGAGUACUCGCACCAUCUGGCCACCUCUUCGCUGGGCGCAUGGCUGAAGGAACAGGGCGUGCCUGCCAUCACCGGCGUGGACACGCGAGCACUCACGAAGCGCAUACGGGAGGAAGGAAGCAUGCUGGGCCGCUUGCUUCGGAGGACAACGCCGUCUCCCGUCUCCACUGCCCUCACUAACGGGGUCGUCAACACCCAGAUACUGACCGAUGGCCCCAUCGAGCAACACUGGAGCGCAGACUUUGAGCAGAUUGAAUGGGUAGACCCUAACGCGAAGAAUCUUGUGGCUGAAGUAUCCAUCAAAGAGCCCAAAAUCUACUCCCCCGACCCGUCCACUGCCCUCCAGCACCCCUCGGGCCGUCCUGUUCGCGUAGUCUGUGUCGAUGUUGGCCUGAAGUAUAAUCAGUUGCGAUGUCUUGUGAGGAGAGGGGUCGAGGUGCGGGUCGUGCCUUGGAACUACGACUUCCCAAAGCUCGCCGGCAAGGAUUAUGACGGUCUGUUCGUCUCGAAUGGUCCUGGCGACCCCGCAAUGAUGGAGGCAACCGUAAGCCACAUCCAAGUGGCUAUGCGGGAGGCAAGAACGCCCAUCUUCGGUAUCUGCUUGGGACACCAGUUGCUCGCAAGAGCCGCUGGAGCCGAGACGAUGAAGAUGAAGUUCGGUAACCGCGGCCAUAACAUCCCCUGCACCAACAUGAUCUCAGGCCGCUGCCACAUCACGUCGCAGAAUCACGGAUAUGCGGUAGACGCGAAGACAUUGCCCAACGGCUGGGAAGAGCUGUUUGUCAACGCCAACGAUGGGAGCAACGAAGGCAUUCGGCAUGUUAGGAGACCCUACUUCAGCGUGCAGUUCCAUCCCGAGCAUGCGCCUGGGCCGCGCGACACUGAAUAUCUGUUCGAUGUCUUUAUCGACACUAUCAAGAAGGCUAUCGAGUCAUCCGAGGUGCUUUCGCAGCCAGUUGCGUUUCCCGGCGGCACCGUGGAGGAGAACAAGAAAUUGGCUCCCCGCGUCUAUGUGAAGAAGGUGCUCGUGCUGGGAAGUGGAGGCCUAAGCAUUGGCCAAGCGGGAGAGUUCGACUACUCGGGAAGUCAGGCUAUCAAGGCCUUGAAGGAGGAAGGCAUCUACACGAUCCUCAUCAACCCCAACAUUGCCACGAUCCAGACUUCGAAGGGUCUUGCCGAUAAGGUCUACUUUCUCCCGGUAACCGCCGACUUUGUUCGCAAGGUCAUCCAGAAAGAGCGGCCGGAUGGUAUCUAUGUCACGUUUGGUGGUCAAACUGCGCUUCAGGUCGGCAUCCAGCUCAAGGACGAAUUUGAGGGAUUAGGUGUGAAAGUCCUAGGGACGCCCAUUGAGACCAUCAUCACGACGGAAGACCGCGAGCUCUUUGCCCGCAGCAUGGAGUCUAUUGGGGAGAAAUGCGCCAAAUCAGCCUCUGCCAGCUCUGUCGACGAAGCCAUGCGCGUCGUGAAAGACAUUGGCUUCCCCGUUAUCGUUCGAGCCGCCUACGCUUUAGGCGGUCUUGGAAGCGGCUUCGCCGAGGAUGAGAAGCAGCUGCUCGACCUCUGCAACAAGGCAUUUGCAGCCAGUCCCCAAGUACUCAUCGAACGAAGCAUGAAGGGCUGGAAAGAGAUCGAAUACGAAGUCGUUCGAGACUCUCGAGACAAUUGCAUCACGGUGUGCAACAUGGAGAAUUUCGAUCCCUUAGGCAUUCACACCGGAGAUUCCAUUGUAGUGGCGCCAUCGCAGACCCUUUCGGACGAAGACUACAACAUGCUUCGAACGACAGCCGUCAACGUCAUUCGACAUCUUGGCGUCGUCGGCGAAUGCAACAUUCAGUACGCCUUGAACCCCUUCUCUCGCGAGUACUGCAUUAUCGAGGUAAACGCUCGUCUUUCGCGUUCAUCCGCUCUUGCGUCCAAGGCCACGGGCUACCCCCUCGCUUUCGUCGCCGCCAAGCUGGGCUUGAACAUUCCGCUCAACGAGAUCUCCAACUCAGUCACCCGGGUGACAUGCGCCUGUUUCGAACCAUCUCUCGACUACGUUGUGGUGAAGAUCCCGCGAUGGGAUUUGAAGAAGUUCUUGCGUGUUUCCACGCUGCUCGGCUCGUCGAUGAAGAGUGUAGGCGAAGUCAUGAGCAUUGGCCGAACUUUUGAGGAGGCAAUCCAAAAGGCUAUUCGCGCAAUCGACCCGAAUAAUCUAGGUUUCAACGAGACCGCCGCAUUGAUGAAGAUCGACCAGGAGCUGCAGACGCCUUCUGACCAGCGAUUGUUUGCCAUCGCCAAUGCUAUGAAGGCUGGCUACAGCGUAGACAAGAUCUGGGAAAUGACUAAGAUCGACAAGUGGUUCCUGGGUCGCCUCAAGGACCUAAGCGACUUCGAGAAGCUCAUGUCAAGCUAUAACACGGCCAGCAUCACCAAACCACUAAUGAAACGGGCGAAACAACUGGGAUAUUCCGACCGCCAGUUAGCCAAGUUCUGGGGCUCGAACGAGCUCGCUGUGCGCCGCGCCCGUGUCGAUGCUGGUAUCUGCCCAAUCGUCAAGCAGAUUGAUACUGUCGCUGCAGAGUUCCCAGCGAUGACGAAUUACCUUUACUUGACGUAUAACGGAACCGAGCACGACAUCAGCUUCAACGAUCGUGGAGUCAUGGUUCUCGGUUCUGGCGUAUACCGCAUCGGUUCCUCCGUCGAAUUCGACUGGUGCUCAGUCAGAGCUAUCCGCACACUGCGCGAACAGGGCUUCAAAACGGUCAUGGUCAAUUUCAACCCGGAGACCGUAAGCACUGAUUUCGACGAAGCGGACCGACUGUACUUUGAGAACAUAAGUCUCGAGACAGUGCUGGAUAUAUACACCAUGGAGAACUCCAGCGGUGUAAUCAUCUCUAUGGGCGGGCAGACCCCAAACAACAUCGCCCUGCCUUUGCAUCGCCUGAAUGUCAAGAUUCUUGGUACCUCGCCGGAGAUGAUCGACACCGCUGAGAAUCGCUACAAGUUCUCCCGAAUGCUUGACCGGAUCUCAGUUGAUCAGCCUGCCUGGAAGGAGCUAACAAGUAUCGAAGAGGCCACGGAAUUCUGUGACAAGGUUUCAUAUCCAGUGCUUGUCCGUCCAUCGUACGUUCUGUCAGGAGCAGCUAUGAACACGGUCUACUCCAAGGACGAUUUGGCCAACUUCUUGAAGCAAGCUGCCGACGUGUCCAGGGAUCACCCAGUGGUGAUUACCAAGUAUAUCGAGAAUGCUAAGGAAAUCGAGAUGGACGCUGUCGCACGCAACGGCACGAUGAUCGGACACUUCAUCUCGGAGCAUGUUGAGAAUGCUGGCGUUCACUCCGGAGAUGCUACGCUUAUCCUGCCACCCCAGGAUCUGGAUCCUGAAACUGUCCGGCGCAUUGAAGACGCGACGAGAAAGAUCGGAAAUGCGCUGAACGUCACUGGUCCUUUCAACAUUCAAUUCAUCGCCAAGGAUAAUGAGAUUAAGGUGAUUGAAUGCAAUGUGCGCGCCUCGCGGUCUUUCCCCUUUGUCUCAAAAGUCAUGGGAGUCGAUCUCAUCGAGAUGGCCACGAAGGCUAUGGCUGGCCUACCGGUUACCGAGUAUCCUCCGGUAAAUAUUCCCGCCGACUACGUCGGUGUUAAGGUUCCUCAGUUCUCAUUCUCUCGGCUCUCUGGCGCUGAUCCGGUCCUGGGCGUAGAGAUGGCCUCGACUGGCGAAGUGGCAUGCUUUGGCCGAUCAAAGUACGAGGCUUACAUCAAGGGCCUCAUUGCUACUGGUUUUAGAUUGCCGAGAAAGAACAUCCUGCUGUCCAUUGGCUCAUUCAAGGAUAAGUUGGAGAUGUUGCCGUCUAUCGAACGUUUGCACAAGAUGGGCUUCAAUCUGUUCGCCACAGCCGGGACAGCAGACUACAUACAGGAGCACGGCAUUCCAGUCAAAUUCUUGGAGGUUCUUCCUAGCGGUGAUCAGGACGAACAGAAACCGGAGUAUUCGCUGACCCAACACUUGUCCAACAACGUCAUCGACCUCUACAUCAAUUUGCCGUCCAACAACCGCUUCCGUCGACCGGCAAACUACAUGAGCAGAGGAUACCGGACUCGUCGAAUGGCUGUGGACUACCAAACACCGCUGGUUACCAAUGUCAAGAACGCCAAAUUGUUGAUUGAAGCUCUAGCCCGCCAUUAUGAUCUUGAAAUUAGCAAGGUGGAUUUCCAGGAAUUCUUCCCUGGCGCCCAAGAACAGUCCGAACUACAACUGUCCAGACUGAACGGCUCCUUGUCUCUUGCUCAGCUCCUUGCGAAAUCGCCGUUUAAGAGGAAGCACAUCACUUCCGUCAAGCAGUUCUCGCGCUCCGACCUCCACCUUCUCUUCACAAUCGCCCAGGAGAUGCGUCUCGGCGCUCAACGCCAAGGAUGCCUAGAUAUUCUGAAAGGCCGCGUACUCUGUACCAUGUUCUUCGAGCCUUCGACGCGUACAUCAUCAUCUUUCGACGCCGCCAUGAAGCGCCUAGGCGGCGAGGUCGUUGUAGUCAAUGAAACGGCCUCGUCAACGAAGAAGGGUGAAUCUAUCGCCGACAGUGUUCGUACGCUCGGGUGCUACGGCGACGCAAUAGUGCUGCGUCAUCCGUCCGAAGAGGCUAUCGACAUUGCGGCGAAAUUCUCUGACGUCCCCGUCAUCAAUGCUGGAAACGGCAGUCGAGAGCACCCAACCCAGGCUCUUCUGGAUAUCUUCACGAUCCGAGAAGAGUUGGGAACGGUCAAUGGACUCAGCGUCACUUUCGUCGGCGAUCUCAAGUAUGGCCGCACGGUCCACUCCCUCUGCGAACUCCUCUCGCACUACGACGUCACUAUCAAUUUGGUCUCGCCUCCUUCCCUGCCUGUGCCGGACUCCGUCCGCGACGUAUUGAAGUCUCGCGGUCAGCUCGACACCGUGUCGAACGAUCUGACCUCUGAGAUUGUGGCCAAGACAGACGUGCUCUACUGCACCCGCGUGCAAAAGGAGCGCUUCCCCGACCUCGCGAGCUACGAACGGGUGAAGGACAGCUUCGUGGUCGAUAACAAGGUGCUCAAGGCGGCCAAGGCCAAUAUGGUGGUUAUGCACCCUCUGCCGCGCAACAAUGAGAUCCACGAGGAAGUGGACUUUGAUCCUCGGGCGGCCUAUUUCAGACAGAUGAAGUAUGGACUGUACACGCGCAUGGCACUCCUGGCGAUGGUCAUGGCUCCCUGA
This is a messenger RNA of Trematosphaeria pertusa, 5523 nucleotides long. RefSeq names its product carbamoyl-phosphate synth. The transcript has 4 exons. The coding region runs from base 1 to 5523 and encodes 1840 amino acids. The record is from RefSeq and is a predicted model, not a curated record. Gene Ontology annotation, molecular function: metal ion binding; ATP binding; amino acid binding. Gene Ontology annotation, biological process: L-citrulline biosynthetic process; L-glutamine metabolic process; UTP biosynthetic process. NCBI's taxonomy places the organism in Eukaryota, Fungi, Ascomycota, Dothideomycetes, Pleosporales, Trematosphaeriaceae. Gene Ontology annotation, cellular component: cytoplasm; cytosol.